Messenger RNA from Lotus japonicus, 1244 nucleotides. Its product is annotated as peroxidase 12-like. The transcript is spliced from 3 exons. Gene Ontology annotation, biological process: hydrogen peroxide catabolic process; response to oxidative stress. Bases 24 to 1079 code for a protein of 351 amino acids. NCBI's taxonomy places the organism in Eukaryota, Viridiplantae, Streptophyta, Magnoliopsida, Fabales, Fabaceae. The record is from RefSeq and is a predicted model, not a curated record. Gene Ontology annotation, molecular function: peroxidase activity; heme binding.
GUAAUCUCAAAUCACUCUCAAAGAUGGCCAAGACUAGUGCUUGCAGUUAUCCUUCUCUUUUCUUGAUCUUUUCCAUUCUAUUCACUUCACACUUCUUCCUUGGCUCUGAGGCACAAACCAAGCCCCCAGUUGUGGAGGGACUGUCCUUUUCUUUCUACUCCAAAACAUGUCCCAAGCUUGAAACUGUUGUGAGAAACCAUCUCAAGAAGGUCCUCAAGAAAGAUAAUGGCCAAGCUCCUGGCUUACUCCGCAUCUUCUUCCACGAUUGCUUUGUUCAGGGGUGUGAUGGGUCAGUGCUGCUGGAUGGGUCACCAGGGGAAAGGGAUCAACCAGCCAACAUAGGCAUAAGACCUGAGGCCUUGCAAACUAUUGAGGACAUCAGGGCUCUUGUCCAUAAGCAGUGUGGAAAGAUCGUCUCUUGCGCAGAUAUCACUAUCUUAGCAUCUCGUGAUGCUGUUUUCCUAACAGGAGGUCCGGACUAUGCAGUUCCAUUAGGAAGACGUGACGGAGUAAGUUUUAGCACAGUCGGAACACAAAAACUCCCAUCACCAAUCAACAACACCACUGCAACCCUAAAAGCUUUUGCGGAUCGAAACUUCGACGCGACUGACGUUGUCGCCUUAUCAGGUGCCCACACCUUUGGUCGCGCCCACUGCGGUACAUUCUUCAACAGGCUCUCCCCUCUCGACCCCAACAUGGACAAAACCCUAGCAAAAAACCUCACUGCCACGUGCCCAGCUCAAAACUCGACCAACACUGCAAAUUUAGACAUCAGAACCCCCAAUGUGUUUGAUAACAAGUACUACCUCGACCUCAUGAACCGCCAAGGCGUGUUCACCUCUGAUCAGGACUUGCUCUCAGAUAAGAGGACAAAAGGGUUGGUGAAUGCUUUUGCAGUGAAUCAGACAUUGUUUUUUGAGAAGUUUGUGGAUGCUGUUAUCAAGUUGAGUCAGUUGGAUGUUUUGACGGGAAACCAAGGUGAGAUUCGUGGAAGGUGCAAUGUGGUGAAUAGUAACAAAAAAUCUUCUUUGUUGGCUUCUGUGGUGGAAGAUGUAGUGGAGUUUGCUGAUCAGUUUUAAUUAAAUGGAGCUUUAACUGCUUCGUUUCUUAUUUUGUGUUGUUGCUGUUUGCUAAUUCCUACUAAAUGUUUCUUUAAGAUAUGGUUGUUAUGUAUGUUGGACCUUUCUAAUGUUUCUAAUUUGAGGCAUUACUCGUGUAGUGUAAUAAAAAUAAUUUAUGACGCA